CUCCCCCUCGAAUGUGGCUACAGCAACUCUGAAGAUAUUAUGUGAGGCUCCAAUAUCAUUAACUGUCUUCCUUUGACGGUAAACAGAUAUUACAACAGUUAAUUUACAUUUAUAACAUGGCUUUUCAUGGUAGCAAGUGCUGCCGCCUUGUUUUAGGCAGACAUUACGAUGUCAAGGCCCUGUCAACGCUUCACGUGAAACUAUUUGCACCAAGCUCAACACCCAAGUUGCGGCGGUGGUAUUCCAGUGCUACGCAAGAGGAAAAUGAACUUGAACUCGUAUCUCUUGCAAACUCAAGUGCACCUGUCCCCGCAACAAAAAUUGGGACGACACAGGAGGUGGCUGUACCAGUGGGCCAGAGACGAAGGUUGAAUGAGGAAGUUCUACCCUUCUCUGCCUUCCUGACAGACAACUUUGGCCGAAGGCACAGCUACCUGCGCAUUUCCCUGACGGAGAAAUGUAACCUUCGCUGUCAGUACUGUAUGCCAGAAGAGGGGGUAAAGCUCACCCCUCGCGCUCAGCUCCUGUCUACCUCUGAGGUGCUGACCGUGGCCCAGCUGUUUGUUCGAGAGGGCGUGGAGAAGAUCCGCCUCACUGGGGGAGAACCCCUAAUCCGACCAGACGUCCUGGAUAUCAUCACGGAGCUGAGGAAAUUGGAGGGCCUGAAGACCAUCGCUGUGACCACCAAUGGUAUGAACCUUGCGAGGCUGCUGCCUAAACUGAAGGAUGCUGGUCUGGAUCUGCUCAACAUCAGCCUGGACACCCUGGUGCCGGCCAAGUUUGAGUUCAUCGUCCGGCGGAAAGGGUUCCACAAGGUCAUGGAAGGUAUUGACAAAGCCAUUGAGAUGGGCUUCAACCCUAUCAAGGUCAACUGUGUGGUCAUGCGGGGCCUCAAUGAGGACGAGCUUCUGGACUUUGUGGCCCUGACAGAGAAGAAGCCUCUGGAAGUACGCUUCAUCGAGUACAUGCCCUUCGACGGAAACAAAUGGAACUUCAAGAAGAUGGUGAGCUACCAGGAGAUGCUGGACCGCAUCAGACAGCAGUGGCCCAGUUUGGAAAAGCUUCCACUCGGAAAGACGGACACAGCCAAGACAUUUAAGGUGCCAGGCUUUCAGGGCCAGGUGGGCUUCAUCACCUCCAUGUCGGAUCACUUCUGUGGCUCCUGCAACCGACUACGCAUCACGGCAGACGGCAACCUCAAGGUGUGUCUGUUUGGGAACACGGAGGUGUCCCUGAGGGACGUUCUGCGCUCUGGAGUGUCUGACCGGGAGCUGCUGGAGAUCAUUGGCGCCGCCGUGGGCCGGAAGAAGAAACAACAUGCAGGCAUGUUCAGCAUCUCCCAGAUGAAGAACAGACCCAUGAUCCUCAUCGACACCACACCCCAAAGGCCCCUGUCCCUGCCCAAGUCCAGAGUCUGCCAGUGGUCCUCUCCACCUUCUUCUAUGUCCAGAUCCUGCAGUCCUCACCUCAGCUAUGGCCAUCCAACAGUACCACUCCAGAAGCGGAAGUGGCUAACCCAGUAAGGAUGUAUCGUGCCUUUUUAGGCAACACAGUUUUAACAGUGCUGCCUGAUGUCAGCGGUUCGGGAACCCACCAGUGUUGAAGGAGCCCUCAGUUAUUGUCAAAAUAAUCCUUUACAGGGGUGCCGCUGCCUCUAGUGUAGCCCCCCUCAGAAAAUAUGGGAUUGACUUACUGACAACCCCCAGUUCUCAAACCAAGGCUGCUGAUUCUGACACACGCACAAAUGCAUUGAGUCACAAUGACAUAUACUGUCUCAGGUACGCACUUGCCAGGAAUCCAAACUUAACAAAGAAUGCCUCUACAAGGACCCCCAAGAUUCCCUCCCUUUGCACACUACUGAGAAACGCUAAAACAGGGCCCCGCCUAAGCCAGCAUAGCAUAAGGCAGUGCCACAGACAAACAUCCAGAGAUGACCUCCAAGCGCAAAUUCCUCUGACUCCCCCAAGCCGGACAACACCUCCACUGCCCAACUGACCCACACUGACGCCGAAGGCCAAGCCUCCAUGGUGGAUGUGGGCAGCAAGUCCCCCACACGUCGAAGCACCACAGCUACCGUUCACCUGGGCUCCACUGCCUUCCUCCUGCUCCGGGACAACCAGUUAGCCAAGGGUGACGCGUUAGCCGUUGCGCAGCUUGCAGGCAUCAUGGGCGCCAAGCAGACAAGACUUUCAUCCCGCUUUGCAACCUGCUGCCCUUAGACCAGUACUCUGUCGCCUUCGACGCCACGCGGCCGUUAUUACGACGACCGCCCUUAUCACAGACUGUACCAGCAUGGAGAUGGAGGCGCUGACUGUGGUCGCAGUGGCAACAUUGACGCUUUACUACAUGUGCUAGGUGGUGAGUCAUGACAUCACCGUCAGACAUCAAGCUUGACGGGGUGCAAAGGGGACUUCCACUGUGAACCCUGACCUCUAACCCCUGACUGGAACCUGAUCUCCACGGCACCAGAUUUGGGGGUCAGCACAUACGGUAAAGGGAUCAAUGGAAUGCAGACCAUGGGGGAUAGAAUAAGGAUGCCGUUCCUUUCAAAUCUGAUCUAACAAAGUGGAUAUUCGUCAAAUCCGUCAUGAUUUAUGUGUUCUAACAGGCCCACAAUGUGUUAACUAAAAUCUGAUUUGAAUAUAUUUGGCUGUUUUUGCUGUAUAAUAUCUAGAAGUUGUCCUUUUCGGGUUUAGAAAAAAAUCUGCUAAAUGCUUGUAUAAGCUGGUAGCAUAGCAUACCAUAUAGAAAUCAGUGGUGGUAAUUAGUCAUUUUUAAGUGUAAUGCAGUUGAUUGGUGACAUGAACAUGUAUUGGGGUUUACAAGCAUUGUACUCUGAUUUUUACCCCAACAUGGUGUGAAAUACACAUAAAUGAAAGCCUAAAUGUUGGCAUAUUUUGAUGGACUGCAAUGCAGAGAUUCUGGAUCUAUCUAUGUGGGGAACGCAUGUGUGGUUGUUUUGGUCAAACUCUUACCUGAUCUAUACAAUAUUUUUAUUUCGUUGGUUUAACUCAGGUGGUGAAUUGAGAACUACACUUCCCAAGUUGACUGAAUAAAAAAUUGAAUCAAGCCCCCAACCCUGCAUGGUACAUCUCCUUUCAGAAUCCCAAAUUUUUUAGAGGAUCAAGAAAUGCCUCACUGUAAGUCAUCCACUGAUUAAGUACAUCUUAAGCUUAAACUCCAUAGACCUUUUCUAUGUGAUUCAAAUCAUAUUGUCUGGCUGGUAGGCUGGUGCCAUGACUUGCUGAUCAGUAUUGAUCUUUCCAUUGUACCAGAUUGUUAGGAUCAGAUAUGUUUACGCUGGCUAUGUGUACAGUACAUUUGCAGACCUGCCAACCUGCACGCAUUUUGCAUACCAAUGCACACAAUUUGAGGUCAGUAUGCUGGUAUGAAAAAUGACCUUAAAAUACGCAAUGCAGCAUCUGCAAUAUAAUCGUUCUGGAACACGACCCUUAUUUUUAUACAGUAUGUCCCAGACCCGCACAAAGAAAGUGUGGGUUACACAUUUUUUCUCCAAAUCAGUGCAGAUGAAGGAAUGGCGAUGAGGAAGCUACUUUUGUGAUGCACCCAUAACGUUGAGGCUGGAGUCCUUUUUGGGAAAGUGAAUAAAGAAAAUAAUUAUGGACUAGGGCAGGGAUCAUCAACUAGAUUCAGCCGUGGGCCGAUUUUCUUUUCUUGAGCGGAUGGUCAGGGGGCUGGAACAUUACAAAUAGUUUAGACUGCAAAUUGACCGCAAGAAGCCCAAACCGAUACCUGCAUCUUUGACUAAAACGUAACAAUUUCAAACCUUGCUUACAUUUGUAUACGAUCACGUCUCUCUAUUAUGCGUGCGAAUACUUGGGAACAUAUUUCUUCAAUUACAAUCACUUGGAGCUGAUUUCCUGCUGUUUUUACAGUCUUAUGUCCAACAAUGAAAAUUCCACACAAACAUUUUUUAUUUUAUUUUUGCUCAGAAAAUUGGCCCACCAGUUGGGGAACCCUGGACUAGGGUGUGUGUUAACCCCUCAAACUUAACCCUUGCUCUCAACCAUCUGUGAUAAGACAAUCAGAUUCACUUCAUGUUUGCUGCCUCAUGUUCUAAGGCACAGGUGUCAAACUCAUUCCAUGGAGGGCUGAGUGUCUGCGGAUUUUAGCUCCUCCCUUGUACUUGAUUGAUCAAUAACGUCACUGAUUAGUUAGGAACUCCCCUCACCUGGGUGUCUAGGUCUUAAUUGGAUACAAAUUGAAAGGAAAUAAUGACGAUACACUCGGCCGUCCAUGGAAUGAGUUUGACACCCAUGUUCUAAGGUGACACUAAAUUAAUUUGAUAAUUUCGCACAAUACAGUUAAGUGCUGUACACUGAUUGUUGAAUAUAUUCAAAGUUACUAAUUAUCAUGUGAUAUGCAUUAUCUUUUCUUUGUCAUUGUUCAGCACUGCACCUAUGGAAUACUAAUUAAAUAAACAAUAAGCUAAUAUGUUAA
Molecule: messenger RNA, 4461 nt
Organism: Coregonus clupeaformis (lake whitefish)
Lineage: Eukaryota; Metazoa; Chordata; Actinopteri; Salmoniformes; Salmonidae
Gene: mocs1
Product: molybdenum cofactor synthesis 1
Exons: 11
Coding region: 117-1523 (468 amino acids)
Biological process (GO): Mo-molybdopterin cofactor biosynthetic process
Molecular function (GO): 4 iron, 4 sulfur cluster binding; GTP 3',8'-cyclase activity; cyclic pyranopterin monophosphate synthase activity
Source: RefSeq, a predicted model, not a curated record